Rhinocladiella mackenziei CBS 650.93 is the source of this 456-nucleotide messenger RNA. RefSeq names its product 40S ribosomal protein S14. Lineage: Eukaryota; Fungi; Ascomycota; Eurotiomycetes; Chaetothyriales; Herpotrichiellaceae. The coding region runs from base 1 to 456 and encodes 151 amino acids. The transcript has 3 exons. Gene Ontology annotation, biological process: translation; maturation of SSU-rRNA from tricistronic rRNA transcript (SSU-rRNA, 5.8S rRNA, LSU-rRNA); ribosomal small subunit assembly. The record is from RefSeq and is a predicted model, not a curated record. Gene Ontology annotation, cellular component: ribosome; cytosolic small ribosomal subunit. Gene Ontology annotation, molecular function: structural constituent of ribosome; mRNA 5'-UTR binding; small ribosomal subunit rRNA binding.
AUGCCUCCCAAGAAGAAGGUUGAGCGUGCUGCAACCGAGAACAUCUCGCUCGGACCUCAGGUCAGAGAAGGUGAACUCGUCUUUGGCGUCGCCCGUAUCUUUGCAUCCUUCAACGAUACCUUUGUUCAUGUCACCGAUCUUUCCGGCCGUGAAACCAUCUGCCGUGUGACAGGAGGGAUGAAAGUGAAAGCCGACCGUGAUGAAUCCUCCCCAUAUGCGGCCAUGUUAGCUGCGCAAGACGUCGCUCAACGUUGCAAGGAACUCGGCAUCACUGCUCUACACAUCAAGAUCCGAGCCACGGGUGGAAACGGCACAAAGACUCCAGGCCCAGGCGCCCAGUCGGCUCUGCGUGCGCUGGCUCGUUCGGGAAUGAAGAUUGGAAGAAUUGAGGAUGUGACGCCUACGCCGUCCGAUAGCACGAGACGUAAGGGUGGUCGUCGUGGUCGUCGUCUGUGA